UAAUUGGUGAGAUCCGGGACCUAAGCAGUCAGCAAUCUCGGUGACUAUAUUGUAUCAGAUUAUGCGCGAUAUACAAUAAUGUCAUAGCUGAAAGGAAAGAUGCGUCUUGACCCAAAGUUCCCAACGGGCCGGAUCAGGAUCACUGCCAGGAUCCUCGCGGGGGGGCUCUUAAUUGUAUCCGUACGUUCCGCGGCGGUAGGCUCUAUAAACCUCGCAAUCUAUUUGAGCCUUUCAGCUCGUUAUAUCUUCGGAGUAUCGGGUUGUAAGCUUUUGAGCCUACUUUUGAGCCUACACUUACAUAGUAUCAUCUGCCAAAGCCUGACGAGCGAACCAAUCAAUGAUGGAAGCAAAUCCAACCGAAGCAAGACGCGAAAGCAACAUUGUCCUCAUCGCCCGGUCGACAUCGAUAAUACAACUUCGCAGUCCUUCUUUUCGCGUAUCUGUAGGGCCGAAGAGUUCGGACCGAAGCCGUUGAUUGGUUUAGGUAUUAUCUAUUAAUCUUCGGCUCUUGCUUUGGCGGACUUGGCCCCGAUGUAAUCUGCAGCUCGCUGCUCAUAACGGAAGCCCUGCAAGAUCGAUAAAUGUACCCGCGGCACCUCCGAUCGCACUACGGGAUAUUUACUCGGCCGGUAAAUUAAGAUGCCGUACUAGGUAUAAUUGUGAAAGUUGCCAAGACACGUCAAGGUGUUGCCAAUGUUUGCUCGAUUCAAUACGGUGGGAUUGGCGUUAGUUACAUUCGGCAGUAGCUGAAGUUCCAUCUGCGUAGUUUCAGCCUACCAUUUGACAUACUACUCUCCACUUUACUGCAAUUACAGCUUAAGACUAUUCGC
Messenger RNA from Daldinia vernicosa, 830 nucleotides. RefSeq lists its product as uncharacterized. Lineage: Eukaryota; Fungi; Ascomycota; Sordariomycetes; Xylariales; Hypoxylaceae. The coding region runs from base 100 to 498 and encodes 132 amino acids. The transcript has a single exon. The record is from RefSeq and is a predicted model, not a curated record.